This is a messenger RNA of Morone saxatilis (striped sea-bass), 1093 nucleotides long. RefSeq names its product zinc transporter ZIP3-like. The transcript is spliced from 2 exons. NCBI's taxonomy places the organism in Eukaryota, Metazoa, Chordata, Actinopteri, Moronidae. The coding region runs from base 1 to 648 and encodes 215 amino acids. Gene Ontology annotation, cellular component: plasma membrane. The record is from RefSeq and is a predicted model, not a curated record. Gene Ontology annotation, biological process: zinc ion transmembrane transport. Gene Ontology annotation, molecular function: zinc ion transmembrane transporter activity.
AUGUUUCUGUCUCUGACAUCAGCCGGUGAAAGGAAACCCCUCACGACCUGGAGACCUUUUUUUCAACGCCGCGGCUCCAAAAACGAGCCGGCAGCUGACUCCGAGUACACGGCCCCUUCAUGCCCCCGCUGGCGGCGGAACAACUCCCACGCACACCGGCCAAGCACACUCAGGCCCCGCCCGAGGCCUGCGGGCGGUGGCCCUGCGUGGCUGGCCCCGGCUGGUCUGCUCGUCGGUCACACCUCCGUGUUCGAGGCGUGCCCCGGCCCUGCAGACGACGCGCCAAAGUGGCCCGCCUCCCUUCCUGGGCCCGUGGCCGUGCACGAGACGCUGGCCGCCGUGGCGCUCGGGGUGAGCGUGGCCAAGGCGUCGCUCGGGAUGAAGGACGCUGCCAAGCUGGGCGUCACGGUGAGCCUGAUGAUCCCGGCGGGGAUGUUGGUGGGGAUGGGCGUCGAGUCGGCGCAGACGCUGGCGGGCGCCGUGGCGUCGGUGGUGCUGCAGGGACUCGCCGCCGGGACCUUCCUCUUCGUCACCUUCUUUGAGAUUCUGUCCCGAGAGCUGGACGACAAACGGGACCGGCUGCUCAAAGUGCUCUUCCUCAUCCUCGGCUACGCUUCGCUCGCCGCACUCGUCUUCAUCAAGUGGUGACACACAGGAAGUGACACACACAAUACCAAAGUGAAACUCCAUAACGGCAGCAGAGGAAACAGGAAGCGGAGAGCUGCGGACCGUGUUGGUACUGUGUUCGAUGCCGACCCACCCGGCUGCUGUUUGUACAUUAAUCAGUAGAAGGAAGAUUAUAUAUCCAAUAAUAUGUUUAGUUUCUGUUUCUUUCCGAGUCUUUGUCAUCGUAAACUCUGCGUCUGUGUGAGCUGAAGCUGAAAACCCAAAAUAAAAACACUGGAGCCUUUUAAAGUUAAUAUAUAUCGAUAUCUAUCCAUGUACAAUUCACCUUUAUGUUGAUGACAUUCUCAUCGUUGUAUGUCUUCAUAUUGUGACCUGAACAGUUUUGUAUUUAUGUGUCUCAUAUUUAUCUUCUGUUACUGCAAUUAAACACAUUAUUAUUAUUAAAAUUGUUCUUUAAUUAAUCCUG